AUGACUUCAUUCUUUCGUUCGAUGUCCGCAACCAUGCAAACUAACUACGAUUUUCCGACGAUUGUCAACAACAGUCGGGCGGUUCAAGUACUAUGUACAAUCUUCCAAAUGAUUCUGAUCUACACUGAAUCAGCAGCUCUUUCUUUCCUCACAUUUGUUUGCUAUUCACUUCUCGUCGGAAUGCAUUUGUUGCAUUUAGCACGUAGAUGGUAUUAUAAUAUUGAUGGACGAUACGACGUUCGUCAAAUUAUUCGAGACAAUGAAAUCACAUUGAGAAUUCAAUACGCUGUUGCCAUCUUCUCUCCAUUGAUUCUUGGAUUCUUGUCCUGGACUUUCGUCGAAUUGAACAAUGGACUAGUUCACACUCUAUUCCAUCUCUCCGUUAUGAUUCAAGUCGCAUUUGCAGUCGGACAGCUCGGCUUCGAAUUCUAUGAAGUCUGUGUUUCGAGCAAGAAUAAAUGA
Messenger RNA from Caenorhabditis remanei, 462 nucleotides. RefSeq lists its product as uncharacterized. Bases 1 to 462 code for a protein of 153 amino acids. The record is from RefSeq and is a predicted model, not a curated record. Lineage: Eukaryota; Metazoa; Nematoda; Chromadorea; Rhabditida; Rhabditidae. The transcript is spliced from 4 exons.